AUGAGUUCCUGGGUCGGCACCACUCUUACCAAGGGGGCCAAUGCCCACGCUCAGACACUUGGUGAUAGAGUCUGCAGCUACGGUAACGACACUGGUGUUCCCAACCUGAUUGCGGUUGGUGAACAGACGCUUGCUGCCACCAAUUUUCUCAAGCCAAGCAACCGUCACAAGGCCAUCGCCAUCCCCUUACGAACUCUCCCAAUGCGUCUCUAUCAUCGGUCGCGGUGGACGCGGAGACCUGAAUGCCACAUGCCCUACACCUGGAUUUCAAAACCGAGGAGAAGCCAAGAGUAUUCGUCUCAAUCUUCAGGGCAAAGCGCAUGUUCUGGAACCGCUUUCGUCCUUCCUGGUGCUGCGGUGUACAGUGUUGGCGAAGUGAUUUCUCGCUGGCGCUCCGAGGACUACACCGUCACUGAGGCUUGUCGUUUGCUUGGUGUCGACUGA
Messenger RNA from Aureobasidium namibiae CBS 147.97, 444 nucleotides. RefSeq lists its product as uncharacterized. Bases 1 to 444 code for a protein of 147 amino acids. The transcript has 2 exons. The record is from RefSeq and is a predicted model, not a curated record. Lineage: Eukaryota; Fungi; Ascomycota; Dothideomycetes; Dothideales; Saccotheciaceae.